Molecule: messenger RNA, 1798 nt
Organism: Eutrema salsugineum
Lineage: Eukaryota; Viridiplantae; Streptophyta; Magnoliopsida; Brassicales; Brassicaceae
Exons: 3
Coding region: 226-1677 (483 amino acids)
Molecular function (GO): calmodulin binding
Source: RefSeq, a predicted model, not a curated record
CCUAAGAAAUCUGCGAAAAAUGCGGAGAGCAGGAGAAAAUCCCCAAAUCGAAACUCAAAAACGAAACAAACAGACUUCUUCUCUCCUUGGUAAUUGGUAUGAAACAGAAACGUCAGAGAAAAAAUGAAUGUCGUCUUUUACAUCCUGAAAGUUCUCUGCAUAAACAAAAAGGUCGAGGAUCUUCUCUAGCCUAAAUGUGUAACUAAGAACAUCAAAAGCUGAUUAAUGGCUGAGGAGACCGUACGUUUGCCUGAUUCACGGGAUGUAAACAGAUCAUGGAGAAGGAUUUCUACUGGAAAACUGAGUUUUCUAUACAGUGAAGAGAAGAUCCUUCCUAAUUACCUCAGAUCUCCGACUGGUUCUUGUCAUGAUGUCUGCAAAUACGGAAGAAAACAUGAAUCUGAAGACAAGCCUAGAGUCUCACCUCUCAGAAAAAGGGUUAACAGAAGCUUUUCUGGAACUCUAAGCUUUGAUUCACCAUUGAGGAAGAAGGCAUUGACCAAAUCAGUGUUGAAUCCUUCUUCUGGUUCUGAUGAUUCUGCUGGUGGGUGUGAUCAUGCGAUGAGCCAAGUUAGAAACUUUUCCACCAGAGUUUGUGAUGUUAAGAAGCAGAAUGCGGAGAGAACAAGGAAAAAGGCGGUAUCUUUCUCAGAUUCUCGGUUAGGUGAUUCGACUAAACGAAAGAAGACGGUUUCACACUCUUUCAAAACGAUUGGUGUGUCACGGAGAAGAGCGUUGGAGAUGGUUGAACAUAACAAGCGUGUCACUGCUUUGAAGCUGAAAUCCGUUGCACAAACAGCAGCGAUUGCUCUUCGUCGCAGCACUGUGAAUAGAAAGAAGAUUAAUGGCGGAUCUAAAGCUGCAGAACCAAAGAAAGCAGUUGUGUCUUUAAGAGCCACAGUUUCUUCAAAACGGUAUCCCCUAAGCUUGAAGACAAAGAAGGAGAGUAACAGCUUGAGUAGCGUUCCUCUUAAUAAAACCCGGAAACUGGUGGAUGAUAAGUGUAAAGAGUUGGUUGAAGAGAAAACUCUCUAUGUUAUUAAGAUGAAAACAGGGAAUGAGACUAUUGAAUCUGAUCAGAACCAAAGUUGUGUCAUGGAUUCGCCUACUGAUGAUCCAAAGAGCGAAAAGAGCCAAGACGAAACUGAGUGUAAUGUGACUGAAGCUGAUGAUGAAUCUUCUCAAGAAGAGGAAGAUGAGAAUGCGUCUUUCUCUGAAGAUAAUAACACAACAAGGCAAGGAAAAAGCAAAGCUCCCUCAACAGAAUCCGUUGUAAAUGACAAGUCGAUGAGACUGAGAUUCAAAAUAGGAAAGUUUGUGGAUGUUGGAUCACAAGACAACAGUCCAAGAAAGCUCAAGUUCAAGAGAGGAAAAAUCGUUACCGGAGCUGACAAAACCUCAAAAUCCGGUGGCCGGAGAAGUUUAAAGACCAAAGGAACCAGCUUUAGCAACGACAAGGAACAACAACACAAAUCCAGAUCGUUGAAAGUUGUUCUAAAACACCAAGAUACACAGAAGAAGAGAGGUUCAAGAGUGUUGUUGUUCAACAAUGUAAUCGAGGAAACAGCUAAACAGCUUGUUGAGACUCGCAAGAGCAAAGUUAAGGCUUUGGUGGGUGCUUUUGAGUCUGUCAUAUCUCUCCAGGAAAGAAAUCAACAACAGAACACAUAUGAAUGAUUGUUCUCAGAACAAACUCUAACUAAAUCAUCUUUUCCUACUUUUCACUGGUGUUUAUGUAUGUAUGUAAAUGUAGAUGUAUAUGUAAUGACUCAUAAAAUUCUACAAUUUGUGGGGGUUG